CGUGUCUAAUCCAGCACCGCUUGAUCGCCGAUAGUUGAUCAGCGCACCAUGAUUUGCCAACAGAGCAAUCCGGAACUCUCAACUCCUUCCAAUGAAAUUACCCCCUCAUUCUUCUAUAAAUUAAAAAUGAUGAUUUUGAAAAUCCAUCCAUCCCCUCUCAUUUCUUGAAACGCUGAGGCAAUGGCGCCCAAAGCAGAGAAGAAGGUAGCAGAGAAGAAGCCCGUGGCGGAAGAGAAAGCGCCGGCGGAGAAGAAGCCAGCCGAGAAGAAGCCGAAGGCGGAGAAACGACUUCCAACCAAGGAAGGCGGUGACAAGAAGAAGAAAAAGAAGGCUAAGAGGAGUUCCGAGACUUACAAGAUCUACAUCUUCAAGGUUCUGAAGCAGGUGCACCCUGACAUUGGGAUCUCAAGCAAGGCAAUGAGUAUUAUGAACUCCUUCAUUAAUGAUAUCUUUGAGAAGCUCGCUCAGGAGAGUUCUCGUCUCGGCCGCUACAACAAGAAGUCGACCAUCACGUCUCGCGAGAUUCAGACUUCUGUACGCCUGGUUCUUCCUGGUGAGCUGGCCAAGCAUGCGGUGUCCGAGGGUACCAAAGCUGUUACCAAGUUUACUAGCAGUUGAAGUUUUGCUGUGGUUGCUUGUUUAAGAGUGACUGAUUAUCUAAUGUGUUUUGGAAUGGAUGGUGUAUGAUAUGUGGGUUUGACUGAAAAACAGUUUUUAAUGUGAAA
This is a messenger RNA of Dendrobium catenatum, 725 nucleotides long. RefSeq names its product histone H2B.4. Lineage: Eukaryota; Viridiplantae; Streptophyta; Magnoliopsida; Asparagales; Orchidaceae. The record is from RefSeq and is a predicted model, not a curated record. Gene Ontology annotation, cellular component: nucleosome. Bases 181 to 618 code for a protein of 145 amino acids. Gene Ontology annotation, molecular function: protein heterodimerization activity; structural constituent of chromatin; DNA binding. Gene Ontology annotation, biological process: nucleosome assembly. The transcript has a single exon.